Messenger RNA from Zingiber officinale, 1122 nucleotides. RefSeq names its product proline-rich receptor-like protein kinase PERK14. The transcript is spliced from 2 exons. The coding region runs from base 20 to 709 and encodes 229 amino acids. The record is from RefSeq and is a predicted model, not a curated record. Lineage: Eukaryota; Viridiplantae; Streptophyta; Magnoliopsida; Zingiberales; Zingiberaceae.
AAAAACGCAGACGAGGCAUAUGCCUCGCUCUUCCUUAAUCGCGAAACCCCGACCAGUGACUUCCUCAUUCGCGACCCGUGCCCUAACUUCUCCGCCGCCUCCGUUUUUUCGCGAUCCACCUCUCCCCGCGUGCACUGCCCUAACUCCCCUUCUCCUUCCCGAACUCAGCUGCGCCUCUUCUUCCUCUUCCCUCCUCUUUCUUCUUCCCUCCCCUCCCAGAGAAUCGAAGCCCUCCGGCGUUGCUCCCCUUCUCCUUCCCGAACUCAGCUGCGCCUCUUCUUCUUCUCCCCUCCUCCUUCUUCUUCCCUCCCCCUCCCAGAGAAUCGAAGCCCUCCGGCGAUGCUCCCCUUCUCCUUCCCGAACUCAGCUGCGCCUCUUCUUCUUCUCACCUCCUCCUUCUUCUUCCCUCCCCCUCCCAGAGAAUCGAAGCCCUCCGGCGCUGCACCCCUUCUCCUUCCCGUGCACUGCCCUACCUCCCCUUCUCCUUCUCGUGCACUGCCCUACCUCCCCUUCUCCUUCCCUCGCGCGAACUCAGCUGCGCCUCUUCUUCUUCUUCUUCCCUCCUCCUUCUUCUUCCGACGCUGCUCUCCUCAUCAGUUUUGUGGAUUGGUGUGCGAAAUCAGGCAUCCGCGAAGGACAUCGCAGAGUACAUCAACAAGGAGGGAAGAAGCAAGUACGGUUGUUAUUUCAUGGCAACCUCAAGUUAUAGCAGCAUCGACAAUACAAGAUUUGAACCUAUAACAUGUAGGGACUGCGGACGAAGAACAUUUAUGUGUGUUUCUAGAUCAACCAAGAAUCCUGGAAGACAUUAUUACAGAUGUGAGCAACAUGGAUGGCAAAAGUGGGUGACGACCGAUACUAGGUCAUCGGCCAAAAUUGAAAGUGAGCACAAUGCAUUUCAUGGUCAUUAUCCGGGAAUAAUCAAUGUACCGAAAUUUAUUUGGAUAUUAGUGAUGGUGAACUUGAUUCUCUUAGCCGUAAUCCUUAUUGGAUUGUUAGUUCAUAUGGCAAGUUAGUAUUAAAUAGUAUUGUGUUGUAAUGUAACUACCUAAAUAUUUGUAAUUCUGGACACAAAUUUCGUUUGUUAGUUUAUAUCGUUAACUACUUUUGAAUCUUGAAUUA